AUGGAAGGGCAGAAGGGCCAGAAGGUCACUGUCAUUGCAUCCAUACAUCAGCCAUCGUCACAGGUCUUCCGGCUUUUUGAUCGUCUCCACUUCCUUGUCGACGGAAGAACCGCUUUCUUUGGUCCGGCCAAGCAGCUGGAAGCAUACUUCUCGAGCAUCGGGUACCCGAUGCCUGAUCACACCAUGCCUGCCGAUUUUGUGAUGAAGCUGUGCAUUAAUCCGCGGGAUCCAGACGGUGCUGCAAGCCGGCGUAUCGCAAUCGGUGACGCAUGGGAGAAGCAAUGGCCCAAUGAUGAUGCUCGUGCGAAUGAUGCCCCGAUCAAGAUCAUGGGCAAAGAUGCCGUUUCUGAAAGCCCAGACGAUGAUCGUGGCAGAAACUGCUUUCUGCAGCUGAUCCAGAUGACGAAGCGUGAGGUGAUCAUGAAGACACGUGCGAAAGCAGAAUUGCGAUCAUCUGUGAUCCGGACAAUUGUUCUGGGGUUGAUCUUCGGCCUCACCUUCUUUCAGAUCGAGAAGACCCAAACGGCCCUCUUCGCACUGAAUGGCUGUAUUUUCUUUGUCAUGAUGAUGCAGGUGAUGAACACAUGUAUGGGUGGUGCCAUGGGCAUCCCAACGCGCCUGCCCACAUUGAUCCGUGAACACCGAAAUGGAGCGUAUUCGGUUCCCUCAAUCUACAUCAGUAAGUUCCUCGCGGACUUGCCCUUUGAUUUUGGAAUUGCCCUUCUCUGGUCGACGAUGCUGUUCUGGAUGGUGGGAUUCCGAAGCUCCUUUGAGAACUUCUUCUGGUUCUUCUUUACAAUCUAUCUCCUCACUUCUGUUGCCACUGGCAUUGGCUACUUGGGCGGCUACGUUGCGCCAAUCGGGGCCGUGGGAAUGCUUGUGGUGCUUCUCAACGUCAUGCCUCAGAUGAUGAUGGGGGGCCUCUUCAUCAAUUUAGACUCCGUUCCUGUCGGGCUGGUAUGGCUGAAAGCAAUCUCGAUGUUCCGUCACAGCUUCGAGGCUUUGAUGAUCAACCAGUGGCAAGACUUUGGCGACCUGCCAUGCGAUGGGCCGUGCAUCGCGCAAAACGGAGAGGAGGUCUUGGCGUGGAGCGGAAUCAAUCCCGACACAGCUAGCUACAUGGUGUCAAUGUUGUACCUCCUGAUUCCGCUUUGCUGCUAUCACAGCUUGGCUUUCUUUCUGCUGAUGCGUCGGGCACGUCCUCGACAGUUCGAGGGUGCUGCCCCAGAAGAUGACACAAAGGGGGAGCUGCGCCGCCAAGACGAAGAAAAGCCAAAGUUGACUGACAUUCCUCGGCCUGAGCUGUUGAUGGCUUGGGAGAAGCUGACCAUAGAUGUGCAGCGAAACGAAACCGGGAAGGUGCAGACUUGUCGGAUUCUGGAUGGCCCGAGCGGUCACCUCGAGCCGGGUCAGCUCACGGCGAUUAUGGGGCCCUCGGGUUCUGGGAAGUCGACGCUCUUGAAGUCCAUUGCGGGCAUCGGCGAGCUUCCGUUGUUGCCAGGAUCCAGUGUGAAGAUCAACGGUGGGGAGUGGACGCCGGAAAUGCGCGAUCACAGCGGAUUUCUCUUUCAAGAUGAGCAGCUGUUUGCAGGACUCACUGUCCGGGAGCACCUGCUCUUCCAAUGCCGAUUCCGUAUAGGAGUUUUCUCGAAAGCUGAAAGCGAGCAGCGGGUUGAUGCGCUGAUCACGGAGCUCGGACUGGCAAAGUGCAAGAACACUCUCAUCGGCAACAUUGGAGCGGGAAUUUCAGGUGGUGAGCGGCGGCGCCUGGCCUUCGCUACGGAGCUGUUGACUGAGCCUUCGGUGCUUUUCGCUGACGAAGCCACCAGUGGUUUGGAUUCUGCCAUGGCGUACAACGUAUGCAAGAUGUUACGGGACUUCGCACGAGGCGAGGGUUCCGGACGGAAGCGCACAGUCUUCGCGACGAUUCACCAGCCGAGUGAGGAGGUGUUCAAUCUGUUUGACAAGGUGCUGAUCUUGGUGGACGGCGCAGUCGUUUAUCAUGGGGCGCCUUCUGAUGCCCUCGCACAUUACCAGGCGCUGGGCCUGGCUUGCCCACAUGACGAAAGCCCUGCUGACUUCUUUAUGCGAUGCGUGGCCGUAAAUGCCGGCGAAGAGGCCGCACGGGAGGAGGCCCGAUUGAACGUGAAGAAGCUCCAGCAGGCCGUACAACAGGUCGAUGCCCCCAAGGUGCCACAAGACCAAGCCUCGGACAAGUCGUUGAAGAGCUCAGCCUUGGGAGCAUUGGGAGCACUUGUGCAGCGUGAAUUUCUGUUGCGCCGCCGAAGCAAGAUUCUCUUCAAGGCGGUGCUUGCACGGACCCUUCUGAUGGCCGUUCUCUUCGGUUCGCUCUAUUGGCAAAUUCCCAACAAUCAGGCCUCCUGGCAAAGUAUCAUGGGCUUGCUUAACAUGAUGAUGAUCAACACCUUCAUGACGGCCGGCUUCGGCCUCACGCAAGAACUGCCGCUGGCUUUGCGACCUGCAUUCCGUGAGACCACUGCCGGCAUGUACUCCAUCUCUGCAUGGUUUUGGUCCAAAGUGAUUGGUGAUUUCCCUGUGGAUACUCUGGCUCCCUUCAUCCUCUCCUCGACGGUGUUCCUCAUGACAGGGAUUGGCAAGACUGGCGAGUCGUACGCCAUGUUUGUGCUGAUGUCGGUGCUAGUUUCCCACAUCGGCGCUGCUUGGGGCUAUCUUUGCAGCAUGAUUGGCGGCAGAAUUGAGUAUGCUUUCGCGACAUUUCUGCUGACAAUCUUCCCUUUCUUGACAUUCAACGGUUUCUUGAUCACCACCGAUGACAUCCCCGUGUACUUCAGGUGGAUUGAAGUCAUCGGCCCUUUCAAACCGAUCUUCUCGGAGUAUGCCUUUGCAAUCUGGGGCAGCCGCGGUGAUCUUGAAUGUCCAUCUCGCCCAUGCCUAGAGAACGGAGACGCCGUGCUGUCUUUCUUUGGCUUGCGGCGAGAAGACCAGCCCACAAACUGGGCGAUAAUCAUUGGCUACCUCGUAGGAGCACGAUUGCUGGCAUGGAUGGUUCUGCUGCUUCGUGUGGAGAUCUCGAACCGGCGGCUCCACAACCACCAGCGGAAGGCAUAUAGUAAGAAGGUGACAGCUUCAGCUUCACCGGAUGAUGCUGACAUCUUGAACCUGUAUUGGCAGCAGUGGCUUCAGAAGUGUCUCUUUGUCGCGAUGCAGCUGGUAAGAUUGCAGCAAGCACACAAGAAUGAUAAUUCCGUGUUGGGAUGCUUGAGCCUGGUGCCUCUACAACAGGUGCACCAGGCUCCGUAUCACACAAUGUUGCCACGCUUCCAGUGGAUUGCUGAAAACGUGGCCAGUGCAUUUGGAAGAGAGGAGGAGAAUCAGAUCAGAAAAGUCGAAAGCUUGAUUCAGGAAAACCUGAACUACAAAAAGCUGACAGAGUUCCUCGAAGGAAGGACAAAGCAGCAACACAUCUUCUUCUUCUACCAGCGCCCUGAUGCCACCAACGAGCACAAUGAGAUUAUAGAUGCUGACAAGGACUGCAAGUUCACCAUCACAACGGGCGAGAACGAGCGAAUCAAAAGCCUUGCAGUGUACUUCCUGAGGAAUGUGCCGCAAGACCGAGCUAUCAAAACAGACGUGUUCUCGGACCAGGAGCUCCUCUUUGGCGAGGUGACCCCGAAUCCACUGGAGAGCCUCAGCACCACCCUCGCGACGGUUUUCCAGCCGAUUGCGGCGAGACAGGAAGCCAAUUGGGGACAAUGCGACGAAGAGCAGAAGACCGACUUCCUGACAAACUUCGAGAAAUUCACGGUGGAGCUCUCGGAGUCGAUCUCGGCGCUGAGCGGCGGCAUCGUCCUGCAGAAGGACUUGCCUUCGGGCAUGUGGCUGGACCCUGCCAGCCCGCAAUACCAGGCCUUACUCCUAUCAUGGCGGAUCAAUUUCCACAACGUAAAGCAUCCACCAUCUAGCCAAAGCGGUAUGCCGCCGCUGAUAAGGCCAAAGUGGCAUCUCGGUCUCUGGUUGCUCGUGGCCGUUGUGGCCGGCUCGGAAGCAAACUCGACAGAGGAGCAGGGCUCCGCCGCAACUACUGCACAGGUGGAGACCGCGGAGACGGGCGAAUCAGUUCCCACAGCUGCGGAAGCCCAGAAUGACUCCGCAGAUUCGGAUUCUUCUGGGGAGUUCGUUCUUCCGGACAAGUCGGCAUGUCAGCUCUGCCCGGUUCGACUAGUCGAAGUGGCCUCCAAGGAUGAUGAGGCUGGAGAAGCGGGUGCAGCAGGACUUCAUCUAAGCGAAGCUGGGUUGGAGUACUUGGCUGCUCAACGCUCACCGCUUUUCCUCGUGCCUGCGCUUGGUGUUUACCGUGGUGGGAAGUCGCUGUUGCUUAACCGCUUGAUGGGGCUCAAGGCACCUUACGAAGGUGGCUUUGGUGUGGGGCACGGGCAGCAGACGUUUACGAGGGGGAUUGACAUAUGUGCUGAGCCUAUCUCCUCUGGUGGAACAGUGGUAUGGAUGGACACAGAAGGCCUCUUCUCCUCCGAGGAUGCUCGAAGCUCUUAUGGACCCAAGAUCUUCAGCUUGGCUCUAUUAUUCUCCUCCGCGGUGUUGCUUAACAACCUCAAGGUGCUCAACCAGCAGUUCUUCGUCUUCUUCGAGGAGCAACAACAG
Messenger RNA from Symbiodinium necroappetens, 4641 nucleotides. The record is from the annotation of a GenBank genome assembly. NCBI's taxonomy places the organism in Eukaryota, Dinophyceae, Suessiales, Symbiodiniaceae.